GUCAAACCAAUAAUUCUAGGCAGUUAAUACGUACCCUGGAAAGCGAGCGAGAAAACUCUUAAUAUAGUCUCUAGCUUCGUUUUAUUUUUCGGUCUGUGUUUCCAGUGAGAAUGAGAGAGUGUAUCUCAAUUCAUGUUGGCCAGGCUGGAGUUCAGAUUGGGAAUGCCUGUUGGGAGCUAUACUGUUUGGAGCAUGGUAUACAGCCUGAUGGACAGAUGCCCAGUGAUAAGACCAUUGGUGGCGGAGAUGACUCGUUCAAUACCUUCUUCUGUGAGACCGGGGCUGGCAAACAUGUUCCAAGAUCAGUGUUUGUUGAUUUGGAACCUACAGUUGUUGAUGAGGUUCGUACUGGCACUUACAGGCAGCUUUUCCACCCAGAACAGUUGAUUACUGGCAAAGAGGAUGCAGCAAAUAAUUAUGCUCGGGGUCACUACACAAUUGGGAAAGAAAUUGUGGAUUUGGUACUAGAUCGUAUUCGCAAAUUGGCUGAUCAGUGCACUGGCCUUCAAGGGUUCCUAAUCUUCCAUAGCUUUGGUGGAGGUACUGGUUCAGGAUUUGCGUCAUUACUUAUGGAGAGGCUUUCUGUUGAUUAUGGAAAGAAAUCAAAGUUGGAAUUUGCCAUCUAUCCUGCUCCACAAGUGUCAACUGCUGUAGUUGAACCAUAUAACUCUGUCCUAACUACACAUACUACUCUGGAGCAUUCAGACUGUGCCUUCAUGGUAGACAAUGAAGCUAUUUAUGAUAUCUGCCGUCGCAACCUUGACAUUGAGCGCCCCACCUACACCAAUCUGAAUCGGCUUAUUGGGCAGAUUGUAUCAUCUAUUACAGCCUCACUAAGAUUUGAUGGUGCUCUCAAUGUAGAUCUGACUGAAUUCCAAACCAACCUUGUGCCCUACCCACGAAUCCAUUUCCCACUUGUAACAUAUGCUCCUGUCAUCUCAGCUGAGAAAGCUUUCCACGAGCAACUGGCUGUUGCUGAAAUUACAAAUGCCUGCUUUGAGCCUGCAAAUCAGAUGGUUAAAUGUGAUCCCCGUCAUGGCAAGUAUAUGGCAUGCUGUAUGCUGUACAGAGGAGAUGUUGUACCAAAGGAUGUGAAUGCAGCUAUUGCAACCAUUAAAUCUAAACGUACUAUUCAGUUUGUGGACUGGUGUCCGACUGGUUUUAAGGUAAGAUUAAAUUGA
Protopterus annectens (West African lungfish) is the source of this 1181-nucleotide messenger RNA. Its product is annotated as tubulin alpha-1 chain-like. Gene Ontology annotation, cellular component: microtubule; cytoplasm. Gene Ontology annotation, molecular function: structural constituent of cytoskeleton; GTP binding. The transcript has 4 exons. The coding region runs from base 111 to 1181 and encodes 356 amino acids. Gene Ontology annotation, biological process: microtubule cytoskeleton organization; mitotic cell cycle. The record is from RefSeq and is a predicted model, not a curated record. NCBI's taxonomy places the organism in Eukaryota, Metazoa, Chordata, Ceratodontiformes, Protopteridae.